Molecule: messenger RNA, 2271 nt
Organism: Cordyceps militaris CM01
Lineage: Eukaryota; Fungi; Ascomycota; Sordariomycetes; Hypocreales; Cordycipitaceae
Product: exocyst complex component Sec6
Exons: 1
Coding region: 1-2271 (756 amino acids)
Biological process (GO): exocytosis; exocyst localization
Cellular component (GO): exocyst
Molecular function (GO): SNARE binding
Source: RefSeq, a predicted model, not a curated record
AUGGACGACGCACCCGUGCCCAAGCUCGCUGAGCUACUCCGACACGCCGACGACCUCGACAAGAUUCCCAGCCUCAAGCACGAAUUCGCGCGCAAAAAGGGCGCCGUCGACGGGCAGCUGCGCAGCGGCCUGCGUGAGCAGCUCGAGCGCACGCAAUCGGGCAUGGCCGGCCUCGCCGAUGGCCAGCGCACGGUGCAGCUCAUCAAGGACGAGAUGGCCCGCAUCGAUCGGCUGUGCUCCGAGUCGCAGACCAUGAUCCGCGACUUUGCGAGCAUCAACCUGGCCUCGCAGGCGCAUCGCCACUUUGCUGCCGUCGAGACGAUGCGGCGCAACCUGGAGACGUUUGACGCACGCGUGAGCGUGGUCGAGGAUAUGCUGCGCGCCGACGACGAGGACCAGGAAAGGAUGCCGAACCUUCUGCCGUGUCACUACGAGAUUACGCGGCUGCGCAAUCUCCGCGAUGACGCCAUGGAGCAGAUUCAGCGCGCGGACGAUCCGAGCCUGGAAGCGACGCUGGAGGACUACUUUGCCCGGCUGGACGACGUGGUGGACUGGUUUGACGAGCAUGUCGGCCUGCUGGCAAUGAACCUGAUCAACCUGGUGCUGAACGAUAAUAACGGGCUGGUGGUGCGCUUCGCGGUGAUUAUGGAGGCGGAGGAGCGCAGCGACCGACGCGUGCGCGCGCUGCAGGACGCGCUGCGGGAUCACAGGGACAUGGCCGCCCGCUUCCAGGGUAUCGCCGACGGCGCGAAGCAGGUCCGUGGCUACAAGGACAAGUUUCUCGCCGCCAUCAAGCUCGGCGCCGAGCAGCAGUUUGAGACGGCCCGCGAGGAGUUUCUCGACGACCCGAAGCGGCUGGACAAGAUCAUGGCGUGGUUCUUCAACGACCUAAACGCGGUGCGCGUCGGCAUGACGCCGCUCAUGCCGAAGCGCUGGAAGAUUGGCAAGGUCUACGCCGACAUUUACCACGUGCUCAUGCACGACUUCCUCGUCGGCAUGGUGGACGACCCGGAAGCCUCGUCGGCGCACACGCUCGAGAUUGUGGGCUUUCCCGAAAAGUACUACCGCAAGAUGGCCAAGAUGGGAUAUGCGCAGGACUCGCUCGCGCCGCACGUGAUUGACAAUCGCGAGGCGGAGCUGGUGCGCGACUUCCGGCAGCUCAUCAUCCGGUUCCUCGACGAGUGGAUCGAGCGCAUCUUUGCGCAGGAGGCGCGCGACUUUGCGGACCGCAACAGCGAGGGCAGCAAUCUCGACACGGACGAGUACGGCUACUUUCGCACCAAGAACCUGACGGCGCUCUGGCGCAUGCUGCGCGAGCAGGUCGACGCGGCGGCCGGCUCGCAGCGCGCCGACGUUGUCGAGGGCGUCGUCGACUGCAUGUUUGCGCGCCUGCGCGCCCGCCAGCAGCAGCAGCAGCGCAUGCUCGAGGACGAGGCCCUCCGCUACGAGUCGGGCAAGGUCCCCGAGCUCGAGGGCUUCCAGGCGCUCCAGGACUGGCUCGUGGCGACGGCCAACGACCAGAUUGCGUGCAUCGACGACGGCGAGGACGAGACGACGGGCGCCCCGCGCCUCGGCUACCUCUCGAGCUUCCGCGCCCACUUUGAACCGCACGUCAUGCCGCAGUACCUCGAGCGGGUCGAGACGGAGCUGGCGGCGCUGCGCGACGGCUACGUCGACUGCAGCACGUGGUGCAUCAACAAGUUUGCGCAGCUCGUCUUCGCCGUCGACUUCCGCGCCGUCAUGCCCGACUUCUUCACGCCCCGGUGGUACCCCGCCACGGCCAUGAAGCAAAUGGUCGUCACCCUCGACGAGUACGUCGGCGACUACCGCGCCGUGCUCCACCACUCCCUCGUCGACAUCUUCAUCGAAAUCUUUGCCGACGAGCUGCUCGUCCGCUACCUGUCGAGCGUCCGCAACAAGGGCUGCAAGCUCCGCCGCGCCGACCCCUUUCGCGACAAGCUCUUCAACGACAUUGCCACCGCGUUUGAGUACUUUGGCAGCCUCGACAACGCAGACGUCGGCGCCUCCAUCAAGCAGACCUGGCGCGUCACCGAGGGCUUCCUCGCCCUGCUGUCGGCCGACCGCGCCGCCGUGCCCGACGAGUUCGCCGCCGUCAAGGCCAGGUACUGGGACCUGCAGAUUAGCUGGGUCGAGGCCGUCCUCAGGAGCAGGGACGACUUUGAGAGGAGCAUGCUCAACGCCGUCAAGGCCCGCGCCGCGCAGAUCGAGGUCGUGCGCGGGCCGGAAACGAUCAUGGCGAGGAUCAAGUAG